UCACAAGGGGAAGAACCGGAGAGAGAGAGGAACGGCGAUGAGGAAGGCGGCGGCGGCGGUGGCGCCGUCGACCACGACGGGGUACGGGUCCGGCGAGGCGAGGCGGUCCUCCGGCGGCCGGAGAAGCCGCGGAGGCAAAGGGUGAAGAGGAUGAAGGAGGCUUCACCUGCCACCGCGCGUCAAGUCCAUCAAUACAAAUCAAUAACACCAGUACGCCACUAGGCCAAUUCUCUGCAUGUGACCUGGCCAGCUUCCAAAUCUUCUCAGAGUUGGGAUCAGUGGCUAGUAUCUCGGUUCUUUAGUAAGAGCCUAAGAGGCAAAGGUGAGAAUUUUAUUAUGCAUACCAUCUACCUAUACUUAUACUAACUGGGUACUUCAAGAAAAUAUCUUAAUAGGAAAAGCAGUGAAUAAAUUGCUGCCACUACAUAUCUAGUAAUAGUUCCUCCUUUCUCACUCACCUUCUAUCCAUUCAUCCGUCUAGUGGGAGUGAAUUAUAAGCUUAGAUUGAAAGAAGAAUAGACAUCAAUUACAAUUUGCUAAUUGUCAAUUUUUAAUUUCAUUAAAUUAAUAGGAUACCACUAAAUUGAGAGCCCGAAAUUGGUUUCCUUUUAAAUCUUAUAAUUUUUAAAUAUAAAUCACUUUGUCCUUAACUUCUUAAAAACAGCUUCACACACACGCGCGCACAUAUUGUAUGUGUGUAUGUAUGUAUGUAUGUAUGUAUGUAACAUAAUUUAGAGGAUUUCCCUGCGCAAUUUUGAGCAGACCUAGAUUUCAAAAGUAGGAUCAGGUUUAGUAACAAUUCUUAGCUUAAGUUUCUUAGAUUCAAUUGUAAUUUGUAUAUAACAGAUUCUAACAUUAGAAUUGGAUUUGAUACUUGAUAGACAACUCUUACUUUCUACUAUUUAUAUAGACAUGGCUGUAUUUUUUAUAUACAACUAUAUCGAUCAAUCUAUAUCAUUAUAAUUUGGACCUAUCACGAUCAAAUGGCCAAUAUCUUUACUUUUUUUUUCUUCAAUUAAUGUGAUAAUUUCUACGUCCCUUAAGCGAAUAUGGUGCCCCAUUUCGAGCUCUCUCUGCAACCUAAUCACUUUCACUUUAUGUCUUCUGUCAAAAUGCUCCCUUUUUUCUUUUUUUUUUCUGUAGAAACAGUCCUCAUGGCAGAAAUGGUGGCCUCAACUGUUGUCCAAGAGGUUUUGGGCGGAGCCGUCUCCUACUUGUCCAGCAACCGGGAGAAGGUGUCCGAGAGGCACAACUUGGAGAAGUUGGAGAUGGCACACGCUCAAUUGGAGCACGCCCUAGAGAGAUCUUCAAAGCUACCCAUCACAGAUGUUUCCUUGCUUCGUCAGAGGAGGAUGUUCAAACGUGCCUAUGAGGAGUGCAGUGAAGUGGUGGAGAAAUGCAAGGUGCGGAUUUUGGAAGUUGCUGAAGAGCAAGGGGUAACACACAGCUAUUUUCCCAAGCAGUUUGUCCAAGCCGUAAAAGCCAUGAAAUCAUAUGUCUUGUCUUUCCUUGGCAUGAACAAGCAAUAUCUUUUGAGUUGCUCCCAUGUUCGCAGAUUCGAAUGGUUUGCAAAGAAGGCUGGUAAGUUUGCGAGGGAUGUGGAGACUGGCCGUACACUUUGGCACUACAACUUUUUUAGCUCUCUCAUCAGACCACUUCUAGAAGGGAAACAUCUCAAGUAUGACAUGCCAUUGCAAGGAAGCAAAACCCUUGGUAUUACAAUAGUACCUGUAUCUCUUGAAGGGCGUGGCGUAGAGGCAUUGAUACAGUUAAAUAAGGAGGAUAGCAGAAUGCCACUGAAAAAUUUUUGUCUGUUGCUGAUACUACGACUCUCAGAGAGCACGGACAUAGUUAGGAUUAUCAUCAAUUGCUUGCAGUUACUUGGGCCUCAUUUCACGCGUUUGGCUAAAGAUGCAAUUGGUCAACUUGCUGCUCUACAACACUCACAUCCUCAAGACCUCGAACCACUGCUAGCACUUCAGGCCGUGGACUACCAUCGGAGCUUUCUUGCCUUUCGAGCUACAGUUGCUCGCCCUGAUCCAUUUUGUUGCAGAGAAAAGAGGCUCGAUCCUUGUGCUGACAACACCAUCUCGCCCAAUUUACCAUAUGAUAUUCCAGAACAAGUUAUCUAUGUGCGCUGCAGCAGCUACAUUUCGGCUGUUGAGUACAAUUACUUGUACAACUCAAGCAAUAUUGUGAGGGAUUGGUCUAUCCUGAAGAUGGUGAUCAAUAUUUCGCCUCAUUUCUCGCACCCUGAAGCCAAUCGGGGGAGUUACAGUAGUCGGGGAGCAACUGAUAAGUGUAUGUAUGCUAGUCUGCACGAAAUGCAGGAGAUGGCAGUGUUAGUGCCCAAGGUAAUGGAUUGCUUCGUCUGUCAACCUGACUUGGGGUUUUAUUCACUGUCUUUUCAUUCAGUUCAUGGUUAUGGAUACCUUUGUCUGAUGAAGCCGCGCAUCCGGAGCUGCAAAACCAAUUCUAGUUGCAGAUCCAAGGCCAGGAGAGUAUCAAAGACAAGACAUAACUAGUGUAAGUUUUGGUAGGGGCGGACAGUUUAAUCAUGUAUUAUGUAUAUGCUUACUGAAGAUGUUCCCCUUCAAAUUAAAAGAUGUAUAAUAUUGUACUAGUACGAGCCAGUGUGUUUAGGUUUAGCCAAGGCCCAUCUUAGUCUUGACUCUUGACAAGCCAGUCUAUGUUAAUUAAUUUCCUGUAUGUUCAAUGCAAAUGUACAUGUUUUACAUCUGCUAGCUAUUGUUCAGUUCUUAUU
Molecule: messenger RNA, 2764 nt
Organism: Oryza sativa Japonica Group (Japanese rice)
Lineage: Eukaryota; Viridiplantae; Streptophyta; Magnoliopsida; Poales; Poaceae
Source: RefSeq, a predicted model, not a curated record